GCAUCUUACACAGAGUGGACAGUCGCCGCAAUCGAGGCGCUGCAGACCUGGUAUGACGAUGCAGGAGGACUAUGGCUCACCACUGGCUGGUGGAACUCAGCCAACUGCCUGACUGUUUUGGGCGACUUUUAUUCCGUCGACUCGGGCUCAGCAGAGGAACUCGGGCUCAGUAACGUCUUUUCCAACACUUUCACCCAAGCCCAGCUGAGUACAUCUUCCAAGGUGCGGAAGAUGAUCAUGGCACGAGGCCAUAGUCUGCCCAUCGUCGAGUCCCACUCCGAGACCUCACAGCAAAGAUCGACCACCGGCUCAUCCGACGUGGUGGAUCGCGGAUACAGCGGAUUUCUCAACGACUAUUAUGACGACGAGGGCUGGUGGGCUCUGGCCUGGAUCAAGGCAUACGACGUCACCAGCACUGCCGAGUACCUGUCCAUGGCCGAGAGCAUCUUCGCCGACAUGGAGGGCGGCGUCAACGCCACAUGCGGUGGCGGCAUAUGGUGGAGCAAGGACAGGACGUACAAGAACGCCAUCGCGAACGAGCUCUACCUCGCCGUGGCAGCCUCUCUUGCCAACCGCGCGUCCGACCCGGGCACAUAUCUCGCCAUUGCCGAGGAGCAGUGGGAGUGGUUUCUGAGCAGCGGCAUGAUCAACAGUGACCACCUCAUCAAUGACGGCCUCACUAUUAACUCGGACGGAACGUGUGUCAACAACGGGGCGGCUGUGUGGAGCUACAACCAGGGCGUGAUACUCGGCGGCUUGGCGGAAUUAUACAGGGCCAAUGGCAACGAAACGCUGCUCACCGAGGCCGUCGCGAUUGCAGAAGCCGCCAUGCAAAAUUUGACUGUGGAUGGUAUACUGCACGACGGCUGCGAGCCCAACUGUGGAGGUGAUGGCUCUCAGUUCAAAGCAGGCGUCUUCAUGCGCAACCUGCAGUAUCUGCAGGCUCAAGUGGACAAGGACGAGUUCCAGACCUUCAUCCUGGACAAUGCCAAUUCGAUCUGGGAUAAUGAUAGGAACAGCUCCAAUUACUUGGGUAUCGACUGGUCAGGUCCUCCGUCUGCGGGCGGCGACCCCAUUGCGAGCACGCAGAGCUCUGCCUUGGACGCGCUCGUUGCUGCCGUG
Cryphonectria parasitica EP155 is the source of this 1122-nucleotide messenger RNA. Its product is annotated as family 76 glycoside hydrolase. The transcript is spliced from 2 exons. The annotation marks the transcript as partial. The record is from RefSeq and is a predicted model, not a curated record. Gene Ontology annotation, biological process: carbohydrate metabolic process. Lineage: Eukaryota; Fungi; Ascomycota; Sordariomycetes; Diaporthales; Cryphonectriaceae.